UUCUUUCAGUGGCACAUUCGUUCAUCUAAAGCUUUCAAUGUGUCGAUACCACUCCACUUCAUAAGUGGUUUGUUGGCGUACUGGUGCGCUCCAUCACGGAGUGGUCUACGCUUUUCAAGAAUGUUACGAAAAUGUUACUGUAUUUGCCGAAACUUCUCCCCAAAACAUUUGGUGUUUCUGGUAGUUGCGUUUUCCACUGUAUACCUUAUGCUGCUGAAAUACACUGCAAGCAGUCAUAAACCUUUCGUCAGGACGUCUAUUCAUCAUGCGGUCGAAGUGAAAGCAAAUGUCGUAAGGCCUCUGCACCCUUUGGAUGAACCUGAUCCGAAGGAGCUGGAAAAUGCUCGACAAACGUUGAAUUUUUUGAAUAAUAUAGACUCUUUGGAACAAAAACAGACACCGAAGACUACAUUCACAUUAAAUCCUGGUGGUGUAUGCCCAGAUCCGAUCCUAGUUCCUGAUCUGCGGGGAUCAUUGCCUCAAGCAGUAUUGUUGAUAGAAAACUUGCAAGAGGCCGAUGUUGCCGCUGCUCAUCCUGAGGUGAAACCUGGUGGGGAAUGGAGUCCGGCAGAUUGUAAGGCACGAUAUAGAGUAGCCAUAAUCAUACCGUUUCGCGACCGCCAGAGUCAUCUCACAAGGCUGCUUGAUUUCCUCAUACCUGUCUUACAGAGACAACGUUUGGACUUUAGGUUCAUUGUCACCGAGCAGUAUGGCAAUGACCUGUUCAACAAAGGCCGUAUUAUGAACGCGGCUUUCCGCUUUGCGGAAACUCUGAAUGUUGAUUGCGUCAUCUUCCACGAUGUCGAUAUGUUCCCUCAAGAUGACCGAAAUCCAUACUCUUGUCCCACUUCUCCUCGACAUAUGGGAGCAUUUGUUAGUAAUUUGGGUUACCAACUUUGGUACAAAGAAAUUGUUGGUGGAGUCUUGGCGGUAUCGAUGGAAGAUUACCGAAUGAUCAAUGGCUACUCCAACAUGUAUUGGGCUUGGGGAGGUGAAGAUGAUGAUAUGGGUAAGCGUAUCCUCUCUUUGAACUACACUAUUGAACGACCGGAUUCUGACACGGGUCGAUAUUCCAUGCUGAAACAUGUAAAAAGGAAGCGAACAGCACCGAAGUUAAUUUAUAAAUUACUGGAUAUCGCCGAGAAACGUGUCGCAUAUGAUGGUUUGAAUGAAACUGACAAAUGGACCGUGCGGAAAAUCAGCAUACGUCCGCUGUACUACCACCUCUAUGUGGACGUUGGCAGUGCCCCUGAAGAAUGGCUAGCUGUUCAACUGAGAAUGUUCUCCAUGGAAAUGGAAGCCUACUCUUGCCAUAACAGAUUACUUCAACGCAUGGUCAAUCUCGACACUUUGCCUGAGCAUAUCAUUUUGAAAAUUCUACACAACUUGGGUAGUCUUGUACAUAUCGCAACUUGUGGUGUGAUCUCACGCAGAUGGUAUCGAGUCAGUCGCCAAGAUCUACUAUGGCGGCACGCUGAAUUCUUGGGCGACUAUCGACUAAACCUGCGACAAUUGGCUGCUUUCAUAAAGUCACCUUUAGCAUUGAAAGUUGUUAGUCUAAGUAUUGAAGGCUAUAUCGUACGUUCCGCAAAUACCUACUCACAAUCUGCAUUAACGAAUCACGUUCUAACGUUAAUGGGAAAGAAAAUGCAGCGAUUGCGUUCCCUUACAAUACGGAAUGCCAAUAUUUGCAAUAUCGCAUUGAAAUGCAUGCCAAAAACCUUGGAGCAUUUAUGCUUGAAUGGUUCAAUCAUCGGUUAUUGCGCUAUGGAUGACCUUGCGCAUCCAGAAACUCUGCCAAACUUGCGUGAAUUCUGCCUUGAUUAUGUACAUAACCUGUCGAGCAACUCUAGGAGUUUUCACUUUAUCUUCCAGAAGAAGAAUCUGACGAAGCUUGAGGUGCGUCACUGCAAUGGGAUAUCAAACGAUGAUCUCAUACAGAUUCCUAAUUUUCUUGUAAAUCUACAGAUAUUGAACCUGUCCGAAAUCAAAUAUCUCAACGAUUUCGUGUUGGAAUCGCUUUCAUUUUUGAAAAGCUUGGUCCAACUAUUUAUUGCUUUUACGAUGGUAUCGGAUGAAGGCAUACAUAGUCUUGUAAAAAACUGCUCAACACUCGAACUUCUGGAUGUUCGUGGUUGCCCAAAAGUGACAGGGCAAAGCCUGCUUGCACUAUCAUCUAUGAAAAGUCUUCGUGAGGUAUGGAUUCUACAGUUGAUGAAUGGUUGCGCUGAUGCCCGAAUAGCCCUAAAAGAAGCCGGCUCACCUUUGCAAAUUCUUGAUGAGAUUGAUCGUCAGAAGAUGGCUAUCCCCCAACCAAUGGAUUUCUACAGUAUAUACUUUGCCAAUGUGCUUUCGAAGCGCAAUGAUGACGAAAUUAUGGCGCCGUUCUGAUGCAUAGAUCUCAUUUGAUUAUAUGAUUAGUUAUGUACAUAUCCUUGAGAUGAUUUUUAAAAAGCGGGUCACUUCGACGUUAGAUUAUCAGGCUCACUGCAUCGGGAAGUUUACCACUGAACUUUGACUGAGGAGGUACCGUUCGUCCACCCAGAUUCUCGACUUCUCUGUCUUGACGCAGUGCGAGAGCACGGCCCCUGACUAACGCAACAGUCCAAGUCCGAUUGAAAAAGAUGCAUUCUGAAGCGAGAGAAUCGCUUUGGAUGAGCCUAAAGACAGGGAGCUGCUCCGACGCCUCCGAUCGGUAGGCGUAGGCGUACUUUUGACCCACCCAUCCGUACUCGCCCUCCUAAAUGCUUUUCCGAAAACCCCGACAAUCGCGGGGUUUCCGCAUCUUCAUAUUCGGAAUCAGGGACAUGAGAAGGCCCCGGAGCGACAGAAACAUGGAACUGAAUCUGGGUAGAUGUUGCUUUUAAGCGUACCUUUCUGCGUGUCCUUCGCCCUGGUGAAGGAAGGCUCGGGGAAUUUUGGACGAAGGGCAGACAUUCCGAACAAAGAGUGGCGUCAGCCACACGUUUCAUUUUUUCAAAGGUUUCUCCCAAAUUCACGAGCUACUCUUGAAAUGGUGCUUAGCGGUCACGCUCUCUGAAUUUGCAACGUUGGGAUUUUCAAAAUAAAUAGAAGAAACUUUAAGCAUCCCUGCUGAAGUAGUGGAUUUUAGCGUUGCAACGGUAGACCUCUAAACUACUAAUCAGUGAAGUUGGAGAAACGGUUUACAAAGCUUGAAAUCGGCUCUAGUAUUCCAAAUCCCGCCUCCGUCCUUGAACCCUUCCCCCUCCCCCCCCCCACCUUCAGUUAUACUAGUUAUAGAGUACACAGGGUAGAGGAAGUGGAUGACAUAUAUUAUUUUGAAUGAAUGAAAAUUUUGAA
Molecule: messenger RNA, 3321 nt
Organism: Cylicocyclus nassatus
Lineage: Eukaryota; Metazoa; Nematoda; Chromadorea; Rhabditida; Strongylidae
Source: the annotation of a GenBank genome assembly